Symbiodinium sp. CCMP2592 is the source of this 4161-nucleotide messenger RNA. The record is from the annotation of a GenBank genome assembly. NCBI's taxonomy places the organism in Eukaryota, Dinophyceae, Suessiales, Symbiodiniaceae.
AUGGGCUGGCAGAACGACAGCUACGAGGAUAGCUGGAGCAGAGACUGGCAGGCUUGGAAAAGCUCGUCCUGGGACUGGCAGGCUUGGGAAAGCCCCGCCCAGCCCGCCAACUACUGGCACGACAGAAGUUGGAAAGAUAAGGACGACGACAAGGCUUGGAAAAGCACCAGCCAGCCCGCCAAAGACUGGCACGACAGAAGUUCGAAAGACAACAAGGACGACGACCAGGCUUGGAAAAGCAAAAGCUCCAGCUCCAAGAACGACGAGGCUUGGAAAAGCCAGAAGAGCUCCUCAGACUCCGAGGGGCUUAACUCGCACAAGCGGCCGAAAGGCUCUGGCACCACUUCGAAGACCCGCCAAGACAAAAGAAGGGGCAAGCAGUGGGAUGUCCUGGAGAAAAGAGGUGCCGAGCACCAGCCAGACACGGUCGAAAGCAUGAAGGCACACUUGGAAAAGUUGGCUAAAGCCGAUCGUAAAAUGAAGCAGCGGCUCGAGGAGCUCAAAUACGAAGAGGAGCUUGGAAAAGCUAAGGCGAACAAGGAGGCGGAUGAGCUUGGAAAAGCUAAUCCGCCAUCGAGCUCCAGCAGCUCCGAGACCCCGCAAGGCAAGCCGCCAAAGCUGCCCAAAGUGGAGGAGACGAAGGAGGAGGAGGUCGAAGAGGAGGUGGACUGGGAUGCCGACGAGGAGGACAAAGAGAAGCUUGGAAAAGCAUCUCCUGCUCCGCAGCAGGGCAGGCAGGGCAAAAAAGGCUUUCGAUCCACCGGUGAGGUCAAGCUGACACCAGGGAGAAAGCUGGUGCAGCUGGACUUUCACAACUGCUUGGAAAAGCAGGGGUCGAUUCCCGCCGAAAACGUGGAGGCCCUGCACCGUCUGUGCGAUCACACGGAUGUGUACGUGUGUACGUACGUGACGACCUAUAAAAGGGAGAAGGAAGUGACCCGCCAGCUCAAAGACUUGGAAAAGUCGAUGCAGAAACGAAGCCCAGAGCUUCGCCUGAAGCUGGCGGUCACUUACGAGAAGUGUGGCGAGCUUGGAAAAGCCGCCAUUGCCGACUACAACUCGGCAUCGUAUUGCAUAGACGAUGCCUGGCGGGUGAUUUCUGAAUGCCUUGAGUACAAGGUCUGCGAGAUGUGCUUUGCAGUGCAGACUCCGGAGCAGAAUCACUCCAAAUUCCUGAAAAGGAAGGGGGUCAAGGUUGUCAAGGACUUCCCCGAGGCAGUCAAUGACAUCCUCGACCUCCUGCCGCUGAACAAGAAGAACCUGCAGAAGGUUCCCGAGGCUUGGAAAAGCUUGAAGGAGAAGGUGGAAGAGGCUGCCGCCGCCAGCGAGGACCCGCUGGUCCAGGCGGCGGUACUCAAAGAGUCCUUGACGGACAAGGAGGCGCAGAGCGCCUGGGGCAAGCACAAAACGUACCUCAAGAAUGCCCCGGAAGCCGAGCAGGCAGAGCAUGCUUGGAAAAGCAAGAAAGAGAAAGGCUUGAGUGCGGCUCUGUUCCUGCUCCAAAGCGAGGGUAAGAAAUACAUGGCCUCCAAGCAGGUCGUGGGCGCCUUGGAAAAGGUGAAGAAGAAGGACGCUUGGGAAAGCGAGAAAACCAUGCUUACCAGAUGGACGGAGCAAGAGCUGCAGGCUCACCUUGCCAGUGGCAGAGUGAGCUGGCGGCAGGACCCGAGCACCCCGGGAGUCUGGGAGUACAAGGACAAUCAAAGAAUUGUCCGUACUUCCGAAGGCACCCGGGGUGCCACUUGGGAAAGUGGGGUCGAAGGGGAACAGACCCCAGACAACUUGGAAAAGUUCCAGCAGCUGUACGGGGACGAGGCCAUGGCCAUGCCCAGCAGUGGCAUGGUCAGCAGUUCCUUCAAAGGGCCUGGAAAGGGCGGCAGCAAGGGCUCGGGAAAGCCGGCCUUGAAGGGCAAGCCUGGCCAGCUUGCCCUGGAGGACGGGAAGGCAGACGACGAGGGCGAGGAGCCUUCGCUCGAGGAGCAAGUGGCGAAAGCAGAGGCCGCUGUUCGCAAGGCCAUGAGCCAAGCCCACAAGUGCAAGACAGAGCUUGAAGAGACCUUGGAAAAGGUCAAAGGAACCCUGUCCAAGUCGAGGCUCGCCAAAAGCACGUGCUGGCUGGCAAGCUUGGAGAAGCAGGAGGGGGUGCUCAAGACGACCCUGAAGAAAAAGCAAGGGCUCGCUGCUCUGAAGAAGGUGUUGGAAACCACAGCCCAAGUGAUCAAGCAGGCUCGAGACGAGCGAAAAGAGCUGCGACACCUGGAGAACAAGGCUCCAAGUGUUGCCAGCAGCAAGAGGAAGUGCUGGAAGAUGGACCAGGAGCUUGGAAAAGCUCAAAGAAAGAAUAACGAUGAAUUGCCGGAGUUCGCCAAAGAAGCCUUGGAAAAGGACGAAGUAACCUCCAGCUUGGCCGCCAAGCUCCUCGCAUUGUGGGCUCACGGGAAGCUCAGUGCGACCAUGAUUCGGGAGCUUGCUUCCUUGGCGGUGGUGGACGGUGCAAAGCACCCAGACCUUUUGGAGAUUGCUCAGGCAGGCAACUGGGGCGAGCAGCCAGGCAACAUUCACAAGCAGCUGAUGCGAAGGUUUGUAAGGAAUGUUGGCCUGGACGAAGCCUGCAAAGUAAAAAUACGAUGCCUUGACAACAAAGCCUGCUUGGGAAAGGACGAGGCAUCCUUGGAAAAGGACCCCGAGAAACUAUCCGUGGAAAAGGAUGAGGAGGCACAGGUCUUCCUGCCACACCUGGUCUUUGCGAACUUGGGCGCCAACUACCCCGAGUUCUUCAAGAAAACCUUUAACUGCGACAGCUUGGGAAAGUUUUGGAAGCAGGAUUGGAGGGAGAAGACAGUGCCUUUGUUUUUACAUGGCGAUGGGGUGGAAUUUCAAAGUAGAGACAGUCUGCUCACUUUCUCCUUCGGGGCUUUGGGUUGUGGCUUGAGCUCCCUGGAAACGAACCUGUACCUGGCAUCGUUUCCCAAAAGCUGCACCGCUCCACGAACAUGGGAGCCCAUUGGGAAGGUGCUCAAGUGGAGCUUUGAAAGCCUUGGGAAAGGCUUCCACCCAGAAACAGAUUACAACGGGCUGCCCUUGGAAAAAGGCAGCCCGUUGUACGAAAACAGGGGAAAACCCCUGCACCCAGAUGGCUGGAAAGCCUAUAUCUGGGCCAUCAUAGGGGAUCACGACUUCUUCGCCAACCAUUUGAAGCUUGGCCAUUGGGCCUCCCACUUCCCGUGCUGGGAAUGUGAUGCAGAGAACUGGAAAGGCUGCUGUUUGGAAAAACACUACAAGCAGAUUAGCUUGGAAAAGCAAACCUUUCGAGUUUGGACACCUGCAGAGCAUGCAGGUCACCCUGUAUCCAACCAUGCGCUUUUUCAGCUGCCCGGGGUCACAGCAGCCAACGUGAGGGGCGACCCCUUGCACAUUCUCUUCACCAAGGGCUUGUACGGUCACCUCAUAGGCGGCAUUUUGCAUUAUGCUUGCUACUAUGAGGGGCCCGGUGUGGUUGCCAAGAAGAAGCCUUGGGAAAGGCUGGCACUCAUCUUCUCGCAAGUGCAAGCAGAGUACUCCGAGAAUAAAGUUGCCUGCAGGCUGACAAACUUGAAGCUCAGCAUGCUGUGCGACCCCAAAAAUCCUUGGAAAAGGAGUGCAGAUCUGGAUUGCAAAGGAGGAGAGGCGAAGCAUUUGUUGCCUUGCCUUGUGCCAGUCCUCAAGAGAAUGUUUAGCUUGGAAAAGCCUCACGAGCAGAAAAUGAUCUCUGCAGCCAACUGCUUGGAAAAGCUGGUGGCUUUGUGGGACGAGGCAGGGCCAGUGCUCACAGACCAGGAGUUUUCCCGGUCUCUGAACCUUGGAAAAGGUUUCUUGGAUGAUUAUUCGUGGCUGCAUGACUGGUCCUUGGAAAAGGGGCGGAAUUCCUUUGCAGUCGUGGCGAAGCACCACACUUUCAUUCAUCUGCUCUGGAAUUCCAAAUUCCUCAACCCCAGAAUGCAGUGGUGCUUCAAAUCCGAGGACUUCGUCGGACAACUGAGCCGCCUGGCCCACUCGAUAAGCAUGGGUGUCGCGAGCUCGAGGCUGUCGCUUAAAGUUGCGAACAAGUAUCGAGUGUUGCUUCACCUUUUGAUCCGCAGUGAGCGAUUCCUUCUCACAAGCCAGAGCAUCUGGGAAGACUGA